Molecule: messenger RNA, 2390 nt
Organism: Impatiens glandulifera
Lineage: Eukaryota; Viridiplantae; Streptophyta; Magnoliopsida; Ericales; Balsaminaceae
Product: probable galacturonosyltransferase 4
Exons: 8
Coding region: 319-2178 (619 amino acids)
Molecular function (GO): polygalacturonate 4-alpha-galacturonosyltransferase activity
Source: RefSeq, a predicted model, not a curated record
GUUGCUCUCGUUCGUUCAGAUCUUGCUUAUCGCCGAUAUACCACUUCUUUCCACUGCAUUGUAUUUUAAUAUACCCUUUUUUUGAAUAGCGGUAUUCCGACGCUUAAAUUCUUCCUGCAAAAGCCCUUGUUGAUCGUUGAAGUGGGUAUUGAAUCUUUCUGUUUUCCUCAGAUUUGUGGGAUUCCAGCGGUAUUCUCUCUGACGUGAACGGGUGACUGAAAAAGAGUGUGGAUUCAGGUCUGCUGAAAGUUGUCUGGGGUUUACAUUUGGGAUUUUCUUGAAGAAAUCUUGGUAGUAUAAGGAGUAGACGGCGGUCCGAUGAAGAUAAAGCUGAGAAAACCGGCUUUAUUUCUGCUUCUGAUGACCGUUAUUGCCCCCAUUGUCAUCUACACCGAUAGAUUCGGUAGCUUCAGAUCUUCUUUCACUAGAGAUGAAUACAUAGAAGGCAUCUCAACAUUCAUUUUGGGUGGUGAUGUUAUGCCUUUAAAUGUGCUUCCUCAUGAGACAACAACAACAACAACCUUAAAAGAACCACUGGGCAUUGUUUUUGUUGAAGAUUCUAAUUCCACUGAGACUGGAGAAAAUCCCCGCAAGAAUCGACAACUAACUGAAACAGACAAGGAAAGUGAGCUUAAUCAUACUUCAGAUCAACAACUAACUGAAACAGAUAAGGAAAGUGAGAUUAAUCAUACUUCAGAGGAGAAUCUUAUAAAAAGUCCAGCUUCUUCGAGAUUAACUAAACACCGCAAGGAUGGACGAUCUAAGAAAAACAUGAAUAAUCAUCCAGAAGUUAUGGUAGAUGCUCGCAUUCUUCGGCUUAAAGAUCAGCUUACUAGGGGAAGAAUUUAUCUCUCCCUUUCGGCUACAAGAAAUGAUCCACAUUUUGUUAGGGAACUUCGUUUACGAAUGAAGGAAGUACAACGCGUCCUUGGAGACUCGACCAAAGAUUCCGAGCUACCAAAAAGUUGGAAUGAUAAGUUGAAAGCCAUGGACCAAACUUUGGAGAAAGGAAAGCAGAUUCAAGACGAUUGCACGGCUGCAGUUAAGAAGCUUCGUGCGAUGCUUCACUCAGCCGAGGAACAAGUUCGUGUUCACAAGAAGCAGUCUUUGUUCUUGACUCAUUUAACUGCAAAGACAAUGCCCAAAGGUCUUCAUUGUCUUCCUUUGCGUCUUACAUCUGAGUAUUAUGCGUUGGAUUUCGCUAAACGUAGGUUUGAGAUCAAUCAAGAGAAUCUCGAGGAUCCUACACUCUACCAUUAUGCAUUGUUCACUGAUAACAUCUUGGCUGCAGCAGUUGUUGUGAAUUCCACUAUAUACCAUGCCAAGGAUCCUUCAAAACAUGUUUUCCACAUUGUGACUGAUAAACUCAACUAUGCAGCCAUGAGCAUGUGGUUUCUGGUAAAUCCACCUGGAAAAGGUACGAUACAAGUUCAGAAUAUCAAUGAAUUUAAGUGGUUAAACUCGAGUUACAGUCCGGUUCUGAAGCAGUUGGCUUCUCAAUCGAUGAUAGAGUAUUACUUCAAGACUAGUCGUGCAGAAACAGAUCCUAAUUUGAAAUAUCGAAACCCCAAGUACCUUUCGAUCAUGAACCAUCUUCGGUUUUACUUGCCCGAGGUCUACCCGAAGCUCGAUAAGGUGUUGUUCUUGGACGACGACAUAGUGGUGCAGAAGGAUCUUACUGGUCUUUUUGCUGUUGAUAUGAAAGGAAAAGUUAAUGGAGCAGUUGAGACGUGUGGGGAUAGCUUUCACAGAUUCGAUCGUUAUCUUAACUUCUCGAAUUCGCUGAUUUCGAAAAAUUUUGACCCCCAUGCUUGCGGGUGGGCAUAUGGGAUGAACCUAUUUGAUUUGCGGGAAUGGAGACGACAGAACGUUACUGAGAUCUACCAUUCCUGGCAAAAUCUGAAUCAAGACAGACAGUUGUGGAAGUUGGGUACAUUGCCGCCUGGUCUGAUUACGUUUUGGAAUCGAACUUUUCCCAUAGACCGAUCUUGGCAUGUACUUGGUCUUGGCUACAACCCAAAUGUGAGUCUGAAAGAGAUCGAACAAGCAGCUGUCGUACACUAUAAUGGAAACUUGAAACCGUGGCUUGAGAUAGCCAUACCCAAAUUCCGUAGCUACUGGACAAAGUUCAUUGAUUUCGAUCAUGUUUAUUUGAGGGAUUGCAACAUCAACCAAUAGGUUGGCUGGUCGUGACAGUUGGACUACUACUACUACCACAACAUAGGAUAAUUCGCAAGAAACUUUACGGCUAAUGAGUUGUGCAUUUGGAGAAACAUUUUUCAAAUAAUAAGGCAUUUUUUGUUGCUUCAUUGAUUGAAUCAUGUAAAAACCGAUAUAUAUAGUUACCAACUUGUUUUUGAGACCACCAUGAUAACUUUUGGGGCUUCAUU